UCCUAAAAAGUAGACAGGGACAUGACAGUCUCCUCAGUAAGUUUCACAGUUACGUUAAGUUUCUGUUUUUCCACUUAACUGUGCCAUUUUUUAAACUCAUCUGAUACCUUCAUGAGAACAAGAAGCAUCACUCUGUAAUCGGGACCGGAAGAAACACGGUAAUUUGCAGCAUCAUAAAUGACAGACAUCUUAAAGCGUGGUGGUAAUGCAGCAGAUGCUGCAGUUGCCAUAGCAGCAGCACUGGCGGUAACAGAGCCAUUCAGCACCGGUCCUGGUGGAGACGCCUUCUGCUUGUUUUACAACGGAAACACUAGAGAGAUCAGAGGAAUUAACGGCAGUGGUCGUUUGGCCAGAGCUCAGACCCUGGACUUCCUGGAAGGACGUGGGUACACUGCAGAGGCCCCUCCUUUACCUUCUGAUGCCUUGAAUGUCACAGUACCAGGGGCCCCUGCAUGCUGGUGUGAUACCGUACAGCUGUUUGGUAGUCACAAGCUGUCCCUGCAGGAGGUGCUGAGCAGGCCGACAGAGCUCGCAGAGGUGGGGUUUCCUGUUGCCGAGGUAACAGCUCACCACUGGGCGAAAGGGGUGGCUGCUCUGAGAGAUGCUGGGAAGGAACUAGGUGGAGACCUGCUCAUUGAUGGUCAUACGCCCAAAUGUGGACAAGUGUUCAGAAACCCUAACCUGGCCCAGACCUUGAAGGAGCUCAGUGAGCGUGGCAAACCAGCUUUCUACCAGGGCAGAGUGGCCAAAGCCAUCGUUGACAUCAUCAACCAAAAUGGAGGAGUCAUGACCCUGGAUGACCUCAGCAGGCAUGACAGUGAGGUCAUCUCCCCCAUAAGCACAGAGUACAAGGGUGUGCGUCUGUGGGAGCCUCCUCCUAACAGUCAGGGAUUGACUGCCCUGCUGCUUCUCAACAUCCUGGAGAACUUCCCUCUCAAAGCUGCAGGCCAUAACAGCUCAGACUACAUCCACACACUGGUGGAGGCUGUGCGCUUGGCAGUAGCAGAUGCUCUGUGUUACCUGGGUGACCCAGACCAUGUGACCAUCCCUCUAGAAACUUUACUGGACAAGAGCUACAGCCACCAGCGAGCGCAACGCAUCAGCAUGGACAGGACCAUGAAAGAAGUGGAGCCUGGCCCAACGACAGGAAGUGACACUGUCUAUUUCUGUGUGAUUGACAGUGAGGGCAAUGCCUGUUCAUUUGUCAACAGCAACUAUAUGAGUUUUGGAAGUGGGCUGGUCCCUAAGGAUUGUGGAUUCUCACUACAGAAUCGUGGUGCCUGCUUCUCUCUGCAUCCUGAUCACGUUAACUCUGUUGCAGGGGGGAAGCGACCAUAUCACACCAUAAUACCUGCACUUCUCACUGUCUCUGCAACCAAAUCACAAAAACCACGACUCCUCGCUGCACUGGGGGUGAUGGGGGGUUUUAUGCAACCGCAAGGACAUGUCCAGGUGUUGUUAAACAUGUUGGAGUUUGGGAUGAAUCCUCAACAAGCUUUGGAUGCACCAAGAGUCUAUGUACACUAUGACCCUAAAACUCAUCAGUGGUUGGUCAAUCUGGAGGAGGGGAUCGACCAGGAGGUAGCAGAGGAGCUGAGAAGACGGGGCCACAAAGUCAGCUGGCCAAUCACAGGCCACCAGAGGGCUCAGUUUGGGCGGGGACAGAUCAUCACAGUGGGGGACUGGUGGAACCCAUCUGUCAGUCAAGCUGAUCAUCCAUCCAGGGUGCUGUGGGCGGGAUCCGACCCAAGAGCGGAUGGAUGUGCUCAGGGAUACUAGACCUACAGUAUGUGACCUCCUCUCCUGUUCUGUGUUGAUGUAAUAUCAAGGUACAUUAAAACCAUAAAGGUUUCAGAAGGCACAUUCCUACAUGUGGAAUGUGGCUUCAAGUAACCAAGUGAAUUUAUUAUACUUACCCAUAAAUUCUUGACAACAACUCAGGUUUAUAACACAAUCAUAUCACAGCAUCAUCAUAUAACAUGUCACACAUUUUAUCUGUGACCUGCAGUAAAGUUUGACUUUAGAUUGUGCACCGUAUUUCAUAGUUUGUCAAGGAAUCAUUGGCACUACCGUCCUAAUUUUAUUCCAAAUCCUCCUAAGUUCAAGCUACAUUUUUAAGUCAGUGUACUCUUUUGUUUGCUCUUAAAUAUAGAACAACAAAUUAGAAAACAAAUCUUUGUGUAACACUUCAUUAAAAACCUCAGAUGCCAUUCAUUAGCUUUGUAUUUUGGGUGAGAUAAUUAUCCGUUUCAGUGCCUUUAAUUAGUUGCUGCUGGUCCAGAAGGAAAACAAUAUCAUUACAUAUAAAAACUUUCUAAACUGGUGUAGUUCAGAUUAAAUGUAUAUAAGACCUAGAUGAGAGAGCCACCAAGCAGACAAGCAGCAGACCACUGCUUGAGACCAGCUGUGUGUUUUAAUGACACAUCAGCACAUUUCAAGUGAAUAUUUUAAGCCAAAACACGAUAUUUUCCUCUCCAUAACCAAGUAUUUUUUGUGCCUAAACCUAACCACUUUAUCCACAGCAUUGCCACAACAGAAUUGAAAAUUGAAAUGAAAAGAAAUGUAAUGUUUUGACAUAUUUCACCAUAUGAAACAUACCAAUUUAACAUAUCUGUGGUUUGCAGAAACGUUCAAAGACAACAAUUAUUCUGGUGAUUGGGUUGGAAAAGUACAAGAUUUAAGCAGAACUAGUUUAAACUAUUGGAGUCUGAAGGGAAUUCAGUUCAAAGGAUUCAGCACCUGGACAAGAUAGAUGUGCGUGGGGUUUUGCAGGGGUGUUUGAACCUGUGUACAAAAUUUUGAACAAUUUUACAAAUUGUGGAGACUCUGAAAAUCCACACAUUUAAGUCCUUUUGAGACAUCUUACUCUGGACCUAACAGUGAUUUCUAAUAAUUGUUUUUUUGAACUACGGUAAUGUAAAAAUGCAUACUUUGUACAGAACAUAUGAAAAAACAGAGGUUAGAUUUUAUUCAUUUGCAUUGUAUAUUUACAGCCCCCACAGGGUGAAUACUUGCGUUAUUUGCUUACUCUGACCUUUACUCUCACACAACCAUCAGAAAUCUGAGUGUAAUGGGCACACUGCCAUCAAAUUUUCUAAGCACACUCAUGUAGCCCAGAGACCAAACCUUUCCUAUUUUGGACACACUAUGAGCUGUGGUCUGGCAUCUCCCUAAUAACUACAUGGUCUUUCACACUGUCACAGCUCUUAAGAAAUAAGAUCAUGAUCACACAGCGUAUGAUCCAUCUGUUACAUUGCAUGUUUUUAAGCAGGCUGGAUGAAGUGGGUGUUUUGCCUUUGUGUAUGAGCUUUGUCUUAUGGUGAAUAUUUAGCUGUUGGGGAAACACCCUGCUGCCCCUCAACAUACCACACAGACGAGAUAAAUUAUAUUACAGUAUGCAGUGGCUGUGGUUGUGUGAAAAAGGAUUUUAAAAAUAUGCAUCAGUUGGUAAACACUAAACUUGUAAAAACCACUUGAGUAGGCAGCUCAAACAUGAUUCUACUUCAGCACAAAUCUCUCGAUGUAGAAACAUGAUGUUGGACUUUGUUUCGUUGUUGAUCUCCUUACAGCUCCAAACCCCGCCUGGUACCAACAGUUUACUCCUAUAAAGAGCCAUGUGUUCUGUCACCCACACACUCUGUUUUAUAUAAUCUGCCUUAAUUAACACUGGUUGAAACAGCCUGUUAAAGAAGGCCAGUUCCAGCUUACAGCGCAGUUUAUCUGGAUGUGGUGCAUUCCAGCUGGAUUAAAAAGCAGCUCAAAACAUGUUGGGCCCCUGAAACACACAUAUGUUCACAUACAAGGUCUUUGUGGCUUUCUGACACAGCACUGUUAGAAGUCAUGCUUUUGUCCUAUUGCCCCACAUAGACCUGCUGAGCUGUUGUAUCAUUCUGACCUAGAAGGAGGCAGCCUUGCCCAUAUGAUGGAUUUGGGAACGUCUUAGAAACAUUUUGUAUUUGAUUAGUCCUUGUUAAACUGAUCUACACUAGUGUUGUUGUCUGGUGACAAAAAUCUGAUAUCCUUUAACCCAGAUUUGGUACACUAAAUCCAAGUUUGUCUUCAUUUCUCAAAAAAGUUCACACUUUGGAGGAUGCUAUUUUCACUUUUCACAAGUUUGAUUUAAUACUAUCUAAUUAAAAUGCCAGCAGUGCUUUUGCAAUUGUUGAAAAGUAACUGAUUACAUUUACUCAAGCACUGUACUUAAGUAAAGUUCGUGUACUUUAGUUGAGUAUUUCCAUUUUCUGUUUAUGUACUCAACUACAGUUCAGUUCACUACAUAUAUCUGACAGUUAUUUGGUUUCUAGUUAUUCUACACAUCUUACAAAAACAUGUGAAAGGUUUAUAAAAUAUAAAAAAAAAUUCUGCGUAACAAGUACUUUCGAUACUUAAAGUACAUUGCGUUGCUGAUGCUUCUAUUCUUGCACUUAAAUAACAGUUUAAAUUCAAGGCUAUGGCUUGUUAUAGAGGGUUUUUUUUUUAAAUUGGGAUUGCUACUUUUAUCAGUAAAUUAUCUAAAUACAUCUUCCAUGCCUGGUUCUUGCACACUACAUAGUCUUUACAUGUGCAGAGGAAUAGAAACUGUAUAUUGAGAAAUGUGCUGGAUUGCUUGCUCCAUUUUUUUUAUCUAGUAAAUGAACUUCAAAAGUAAUUUAGUAAAGUAUAUAACUGAUAUGUACUUAUGAAUAAACAUUUGUGUGUAUGUGUGUGUAUACGUGUACUUGAAUUUUUAUGUGUUUCCUACAAAAAAUGUGACACACUUUGUCAUUUUAUGUUUUAAAAAGUGCUUCAUAAAUAAAUCAUCAUUAUUAUUAUUAACCUGUGGAUAUACCUCUAUAGGUAUCGUACAGAUUACUAUUAAAACAAUCAGUCUGUUAUUUGAUCACCAGAUGAUUUGUCUUCUUGUUAACUGUAAAUUGAUUAAUGUUUGGUUUUGGGACUGUUGGUUGGCCCAAACAUGCUGACUGGACUUGGACUCAAUGAUAUACCACACAUAUUAUUAUGUGUAUGUUAUAUGCAGUUCAAGGGGCAUAGUCCCCAACAUAUAUUAUAUG
Messenger RNA from Epinephelus fuscoguttatus (brown-marbled grouper), 5051 nucleotides. Its product is annotated as glutathione hydrolase-like YwrD proenzyme. The record is from RefSeq and is a predicted model, not a curated record. The transcript has 12 exons. The coding region runs from base 178 to 1779 and encodes 533 amino acids. Lineage: Eukaryota; Metazoa; Chordata; Actinopteri; Perciformes; Serranidae.